Molecule: messenger RNA, 957 nt
Organism: Poecilia reticulata (guppy)
Lineage: Eukaryota; Metazoa; Chordata; Actinopteri; Cyprinodontiformes; Poeciliidae
Source: RefSeq, a predicted model, not a curated record
UUAACAUUAAUUUUAAUGUUAAAAACAAGUGUUUGAAAAUAAACAUAAUAUCAGAUAUUAAUUAUAAGCAUCCAGAUGCACUGCAGGCCGGAUGUGAUGUAGCAUCGAUGUGCGCAUGCGCAUUCCCACAGGGUAGGACGGAUCGACGGGCAGCAGCGCUGGACACCUCGGGUUAAAUCCCUGUUCCGGACAGCAGGGGGCAGCAGCCGUCCCUCGGUCCUCCAGCUGCCGGAAGUGCAACGGUAGCGAGUGUUUCCGGUGGUAGGAGUGUGUUUUGCAGCGGGUCAGCUCGGUUCGGUCCAUCAGGUCGUUCAGGUUCGAGUCCAGCCUCCCCCCCCCCGGCCCUCGGUCCCGGUCCAUGCCCGCCUCUGCGCUCUGAUCCGCGGUUCUCUCUCGGUCCUUGUUCCUCAUGGCCUCCAGAAGGCCGGACAGUUUCGACGGGUACGGGUUCCGGAGCGACCAGCACGGAGCCGGAUACCCGGCCCGGAGCUCCGGGACCACCACCGGGCUCUCCGGGGAGCUGCAGCACCACCAGUGGGUCACCAGCCCGCCGGACAUCCCGGGCAGCCGGAACCUCCACCCCGGGGAGCGGACGCCGCUGUACGAGGAGGCCGAGCCGGGGUCCCGCUGGGAGGUCCCGCAUGCCGCGGGCGUUCCUCCAGCUGAACCGGUUCGCUGGGUUCGGGAUCGGAUUGGUCAGGUCAGAGUUCAUCUGCUUCCACUGGUCGCUGUUUUUAGUCCAGAGUGAGAGUCCUGUCCGUAGACCAGCUGCGGUGGCCCACAGGUUCUGGUUCUGAUGGUUCUGUAGGUCCAUCAGAACAUUCAGUCUGUAUUUACCCGGACCCCUCAGAUCUGGUUCUGGUCCAGAACCAGACCCAGACCCGAGGAGCUGGACCCCUGACCCGGUGUGUCUGUCUCAGCAGUCUGGUUCUGGAUCAGAACCGGACUCUGGUUCUG